CCUGUACAAAAGACCAAACGCAAAGCUGUCAUGAGUUCCUUAAAUGCAAGUUCUUACAAGAAUACCUCUAUUGUUCGUCCUGAAUACUUUUUCAUCAGUGGACUUUCAGGUAUACCAUAUGGCUCCUAUUACUAUAUUUUCUUAUUUAUUACAUAUUUUAUUACUAUAAUUGGGAACUCUGUAGUCCUUCUCAUUAUAGCUCUUGAGCGGAGUCUGCACAGUCCAAAGUACAUUGUUGUGUUUAACUUGGCCUUGGCUGAUAUUGGUGAAACUAAUGCACUGAUUCCUAACAUGAUGAAGACUUUUCUGUUUGACUCACAGUACAUAACCUAUAAUGCUUGUUUGGUGAACAUGUUUUUUGUGUUCCUGUUUAGCACUAUGCAAAGUUUCACUCUUGUUGUUCUGGCGUAUGAUCGCUUUGUUGCAAUAUGUUUGCCAUUAAGAUAUCAUGCUAUUGUAAACAAUUCCAGUAUAACAUUAAUUCUUUCAGCAAAAUGGGCAUUCAACUCUUCGAUGGUGGCCCUGAUGGUGUCUUUGAUCACUCGAAUUUCAUUUUGUGAUUCCAAUGUGAUACAGAGUUAUUUUUGCGAUCAUGGACCAGUGUAUAGGCUGGCAUGUAAUGACAAUAGUAUUAAUAAGUUUAUGGGAUCCUUCAUCACAUGUUUAUACCUAGUUGUACCACUGGGUAUUAUAGUCCUGUCAUAUAUAGGAAUUUUUCUUGCUUUAAAUAAAAUUACAACUUGGGAAAGUCGUUUAAAAGCACUGAAGACCUGUGUUUCACAUCUGUUGUUAGUAGGGAUUUAUUUUCUCCCUAUGUCCUGUACAUACAUUGCUGCGUGGUUGCUUGCUCUCGCUCCUAAUGCCAGAGUCAUCACUACAUCUCUGGCAUAUACUAUUUCACCAAUGCUAAAUCCCAUCAUUUAUGUUUUAAACACAGCUGAAAUCAAAGACUUAUUGCGAAAAAUGUUUAAAAACAAACCUGCACCAUUCAAAGACAACAUUGCAAAAUGA
Molecule: messenger RNA, 1011 nt
Organism: Danio aesculapii
Lineage: Eukaryota; Metazoa; Chordata; Actinopteri; Cypriniformes; Danionidae
Gene: or42c2
Product: odorant receptor, family 42, subfamily C, member 2
Exons: 1
Coding region: 31-1011 (326 amino acids)
Biological process (GO): G protein-coupled receptor signaling pathway
Cellular component (GO): membrane
Molecular function (GO): G protein-coupled receptor activity; olfactory receptor activity
Source: RefSeq, a predicted model, not a curated record